ACAAGGGGACAGUAAGGAGGCUGCCCCGGGGGUGUCGGGUCGCGGGCCGCGGGGCUCUGUGGCCGCUUCGGCGCCGCGGUGUCCCUCGCAUCCCCCCGCUCUCUGCAUUGGUUCGCGCCGCGGAGCUCGAAGAACCAGCCGUGUGCGCGGUGCCCGAGACACAGCGGUAGCGAGUCCGCGGAGCUCGGUCAGGUCGGAAGGUCCGCUGUGCGGCGGCUGCUGCGUGGCGAUCAUGGCUCUCAAAGUCCGAGUCAUUUACUGUGGCGCUUGAGGCUACAAGCCUAAGUAUCUCCAGCUCAAGAAGAAGCUAGAAGAUGAGUUCCCCGGAUGCCUGGACAUUUGCGGCGAGGGGACUCCCCAGGUCACCGGGUUCUUUGAAGUGAUGGUAGCCGGGAAGCUGGUUCACUCCAAGAAGAGAGGUGAUGGCUAUGUGGACACGGAGAGCAAGUUUCUGAAGCUGGUGGCUGCCAUCAAAGCCGCCUUGGCUCAGGGCUAGAGUGCCCUGAAGGCAGAGACCAGGGACCUCA
Ictidomys tridecemlineatus (thirteen-lined ground squirrel) is the source of this 527-nucleotide messenger RNA. RefSeq names its product selenoprotein W (gene Selenow). Gene Ontology annotation, cellular component: cytosol. NCBI's taxonomy places the organism in Eukaryota, Metazoa, Chordata, Mammalia, Rodentia, Sciuridae. The record is from RefSeq and is a predicted model, not a curated record.